Microthlaspi erraticum is the source of this 687-nucleotide messenger RNA. NCBI's taxonomy places the organism in Eukaryota, Viridiplantae, Streptophyta, Magnoliopsida, Brassicales, Brassicaceae. The record is from the annotation of a GenBank genome assembly.
AUGUGUCUGGGCUGCCCAGUCCAAGCUGAGAGUGAACCGUGUGGGCUUAGCGAAGGCUUUGCUCAGGCGGUUCCUAAAGUCGGAGGGCAAUGCGUGAGGCUGGUUUCACAGAACAGCGACCACUUCCCUCUCUCAGCGGUGGACGGAUCACAGCUCAACGCCACCCGGAUUCACCAUGGCUCGCUGGCUCCCGGAGUUGCUUUCACAUCAAGGAACAUCUUGCUUCUGUCUCACCAUCAAGAUCCAUCUAAAGCUGGUGUGUGUAGCAACUUCUUGUGCAAUGCCAAACCUGGGGAUAAAGUCCAAAUCACCGGUCCAUCUGGGAAGGUAAUGCUUUUACCUGAGGAUGAUCCUAAAGCUACUCACAUAAUGAUUGCUACUGGAACCGGAGUUGCUCCGUACAGAGGAUACUUAUGUCGUAUGUUUAUGGAGAACGUUCCUAGUUUCAAGUAUGAUGGUCUCUCGUGGCUCUUCCUCGGUGUGGCUAACGCAGACAGUCUUCUCUACGAUGAAGAAUUCGCCGGUUUUCUCAAGAACUAUCCAGAGAAUUUCAGGUAUGAUAAAGCUCUGAGCAGAGAAGAGAAGAACAAGAAAGGAGGGAAGAUGUAUGUGCAGGACAAGAUUGAAGAGUACAGCGACGAGAUAUUCAAACUUCUUGACAGUGGAGCUCAUAUUUACACAAAUUAA